GAUUUUAAACUAGUUGAUCUUAUUUUACAAAGUUCACAAACAUUAAGCAUUGCAGACCCUAUUGAUCUUGUAACAGAAAUUCAGUCUUUAAUUAAUCAUUUUCCUAUAAUUAACUUAAUACUUGCAAAUAAUUAUAUUAAAGCUAAUCAUAAUAUUAAAACUAAUGUAAUGCUUAGCGAUGCAGAAAUAAUCAAUACUAUACUUAAUUAUAAUUGUAAUGAAGAUAAUGAAGUUGAGCCUAAAGUUUAUGUUUGUUACAAAGAA
Cetraspora pellucida is the source of this 264-nucleotide messenger RNA. The record is from the annotation of a GenBank genome assembly. NCBI's taxonomy places the organism in Eukaryota, Fungi, Glomeromycota, Glomeromycetes, Diversisporales, Gigasporaceae.